Molecule: messenger RNA, 330 nt
Organism: Racocetra fulgida
Lineage: Eukaryota; Fungi; Glomeromycota; Glomeromycetes; Diversisporales; Gigasporaceae
Source: the annotation of a GenBank genome assembly
UACCCACUUUUACCGCAUACCCUGAUAAAACAAAUAAAAAAUUUACACAAUAUAGUUCUUUAUCGACUUCUCAAAACAUUUAUUCAUCUGACUUUUUGUCUGCAAGUUCGUCCAAUACUACUUUACCCAUAGUUGAAUGUAUUUCAUCCGAUGAAGAAUUAUCUGAUUCAAAUGUCAAAUUGUUGCUCACUUAUUUAUCUGAAAAUUUUGAUAGUUACCGUAAAAAUAAAGAAAAAUUCUAUGCAAGUGCUGCUUUACAUCUAGGUGGCAAGUCGAGUGUGCAGGUCCGUGAUAAAUUGCAGAGGCUAGUUAAAAAAUAUUCUGAAGAAA